Molecule: messenger RNA, 2310 nt
Organism: Acaulospora morrowiae
Lineage: Eukaryota; Fungi; Glomeromycota; Glomeromycetes; Diversisporales; Acaulosporaceae
Source: the annotation of a GenBank genome assembly
AUGCCAACUCUAGAUUCACAGAAGCAAAGACGUGUUCCGAGAUACCGUACCUGGAAAAACAGAACGGAUAAGUUUAUCGCAGAAUAUGUUGACUUGUCACCAAUAGAUUCUACAGUUCAACUACGUUUACCAGAUGGAACAUUGGUCAGCGUACCGUUGGAAGAUGUUAGCCGAAAUGGAAUCAUGUACAUUUUGAAAACUUGUCAACAUCACUUCUCUUCGAAGCAAGGAUAUAACGAACUUCUUAAUAAAGAACUUUCCCAGAGAGUGGAUGCGAUGUGUUCUAUUUGUGGGAUUAAGUGGGCCACGAAGCAGAUGAUGAAACUAUCAAGAUCCGAUAAUUAUGUUUGUUACGAAUGUGACAGACUGGGGAGCGAUGUUCACAAUGAUGGGUCCGUUGAAGACGACAUCGGUGACUUUAUUAAUAUUACAAACCUUGUGUCACUACCUCUUCGCACAUGGAAAAACAUGGCAGGAACAAGAAUGAUUAACGCAAAGUUUUGGGGACUCGGGACAGUGAGCCAUAGGGUCACGUUGCUCGAUGAAAAAAAACAAAAGCAUACUUUUGAAAUUUUUGAAAUGUGUCAUGAAGAUAUUUCAUACCUUCAGACAAUCCUUCAGAAUCUGCUCGCACCAACUCAGCAAGACCUUUUGAGAAGUAUCGUGGACUAUAGGCAACGGUGCAAAUGCUUUUACUGUGAAUUUUCACCAAAAGAAACAACAUAUCAAGAAGGUACGGAAUUGGUCCAAGAUAGUGCAAAAUCUGAAAUAAAUAGAAUAUCCUACCGUCCCUGGAAUAGGAUUUGGAGAACUCUCAGCGGUACUUUCGACGCCACCUUCGAAAAUUUAACCUCCGAAGAAGUAGUAUUGCGAACAAGUAGAAAUAAUGUAAUCAAUAUUCCAAUUAGGCAAUUAAGUCGAAACGGUUUGUAUUACGUUGCAAAAUCAAGGUCAAUCCUACUUUCCGAUGAACAGAAGAGAAUGUUUCAGCACGAACUCGAGAAUCGCGAUGAACGGCAGUGCAACGUAUGCAGCUAUGAUUGGGCCACUUAUCAAAUGUAUCCGUUGAAUAGUGUAGCUUUUGUGUGCUUUCGUUGUGACUUUCAACUUUUUAGAGACAAAAGUAUUGGAGCGGUGUCCAAGAAUAUGAAUAUCAUAAAACAAAUCUUGGAUCAACAAUCAAGAAAGAUUACACCGAGAAAUUGGACAAACCGAUUGGGCGAAAUUAUCACGGAUGGGGAAUUUCUUGCAUUCGGUGUUGUCAGCCACAAAAUCGUCAUAUUAAAACCGAAUGGAACAACGACCCCUAUCGAUUUAUCGGAUUUAACAGGAGACGAUAUCAUCUUUAUCCAGAGAAACCAGGGUUUAAGUAAAUGGCAAAAUGAUAUACUGCAGAAAGAUCUUGAUAGGAGACACGAAUGCGAAUGCUGUUAUUCUGAAUGUUUGGAAAGCGAGAUGAUUCUUUGCGAAGCUAACAGAGAUCCACACCGAUUCUGCUGCGAUUGUGCAAGAAGAACGGCAGAACAAUUGAUGGUUGAAGAUAAAACCGAAUUUAAAUGUAUGAGUAUAGAUGGUUGCGAGGCUGUAUUUAGCCUUGAUUCCGCGAAAAUCUUUCUAAAUAAACGGGUCUUCGAAAGAUUGAUGCGAUUGCUCAAUCCGGUUGAGGAGGAAGUUGAAGUAUUCAAAUUUGUGGACUGCCCUUUUUGUCCGUGGGGUGCAAUGCUUUCCGAUAACGAGGAGUCUCUGACAUGUGGAAACAUUAAUUGUGGUAGAAGAUCAUGUCGGCAAUGCAAAAAUAUAUCUCAUCCUAAUUUAACCUGUCAAGAUGCAAUCGAGCAAGCUGCUAUUAAUGCCGAAAGAGCCGCAGCGGAAGCGCAAAGAGCAAUGGCGGAGGCCGCACAGGCUCGAGCCGCAGCAGCUUCAGCUCGAGACGCAGUCGUAAGAUCCAGACACGAGGCGAGAGCCAAGGAAGCCAGUGCUCGAGCAGCCGAGGCUUUAUCAAGAGCAAAAGCCGUAGACGAAAGAAUCAUGCGUCAACGUGAAGAAGCAAUGUCUCGUGCACUAAUCAGAGUGUGUCAAAAAUGUAGCACACCUAUAAUAAAAUCAGAUGGUUGCAAUAAAGUGAUUUGUACAAAAUGCGGUCAAGCAAUGUGCUAUUUAUGCAGAAGAGCGAUUUCGGGUUAUGAUCAUUUUGGGGAAUCUUUGGGUAAAUGCCGCCUUAUCGAUGAAACACCAUUAGAUGAAAUUCAUAGACGAGAGGUCGAGGUCGCCGAUAGGCAAUUUAUGAAUCAACACCACUUUAACACAUAA